AGCCGGGGUGGAGCCUGGCGUCCCCUCCAGCGUCCGGCCGCGCCCGUCCUCAGGGCUGCGGCUAGAAGCCGUGCUGCCGUUGAGGCCAACGGGAUCGCUCCCUGCGGUGCUCUGCCACGGUGGAACUGGACGCACUGAGCUUCAGCAGCCGGGUCUCCAGCUUCCUUUCCCUUGCGGAGGCGUCGAGCUCGCGCGUGCGCAGCGAGAGAGGGAAGAGGGCCGGGACCCCCGGUUUACCCUACGCUGGGCGACCGGACAGCACGGAGGUGAAUUGGGAUGAGCUUCCCAGCUCUGUGACUCCACUGAGGGAGACGCCUGGAAGCAGAGGGUCGUUGGCCCGCCGCAGUGCGUGAGGCCAUGGCGUUCCUGUCCGGGCCGCGCCUGCUAGACUGGGCUAGCUCGCCACCGCACCUGCAGUUCAAUAAGUUCGUACUGACUGGCUACCGGCCGGCCAGCAGCGGCUCGGGCUGCCUGCGCAGCCUCUUCUACCUACACAAUGAGCUGGGCAACAUCUACACACACGGGCUGGCCCUGCUGGGCUUCCUGGUGCUUGUGCCAAUGACCAUGCCCUGGGGUCAGUUGGGCAAGGAUGGCUGGCUGGGAGGUACACAUUGUGUGGCCUGUCUGGUCCCCCCUGCAGCCUCUGUGCUCUAUCACCUCUUCAUGUGCCACCAAGGAGGCAGUCCUGUGUACACCCGGCUCCUUGCCCUGGAUAUGUGUGGAGUCUGCCUUGUCAACACUCUUGGGGCCCUGCCCAUCAUCCACUGCACUCUGGCUUGCAGACCCUGGCUUCGUCCAGCCGCCCUGAUGGCUUACACUGCACUGUCAGGUGUGGCUGGCUGGAGAGCCCUCACUGCCCCCUCCACCAGUGCUCGGCUUCGAGCCUUUGGUUGGCAAGCCGGGGCCCGCCUACUGGUGUUUGGGGCCCGUGGUGUAGGACUGGGCUCAGGGGCUCCAGGCUCCCUGCCCUGCUACCUGCGCAUGGAUGCAUUGGCGUUGCUUGGAGGGCUGGUGAAUGUGGCACGUCUGCCAGAGCGUUGGGGGCCCGGUCGCUUUGACUACUGGGGGAACUCCCACCAGAUCAUGCACCUGCUCAGCGUGGGCUCCAUCCUCCAGCUCCAUGCUGGUGUUGUGCCUGACCUGCUCUGGGCUGCCCACCAUGCCUGUCCCCCAGACUGAGCUGUCCCCU
This is a messenger RNA of Alexandromys fortis (reed vole), 1189 nucleotides long. RefSeq names its product progestin and adipoQ receptor family member 4 (gene Paqr4). The record is from RefSeq and is a predicted model, not a curated record. NCBI's taxonomy places the organism in Eukaryota, Metazoa, Chordata, Mammalia, Rodentia, Cricetidae. Gene Ontology annotation, molecular function: signaling receptor activity. Gene Ontology annotation, cellular component: membrane. The transcript has 3 exons. Bases 358 to 1179 code for a protein of 273 amino acids.